This is a messenger RNA of Pseudozyma flocculosa PF-1, 1935 nucleotides long. RefSeq lists its product as uncharacterized. The transcript has 2 exons. The coding region runs from base 1 to 1935 and encodes 644 amino acids. NCBI's taxonomy places the organism in Eukaryota, Fungi, Basidiomycota, Ustilaginomycetes, Ustilaginales, Ustilaginaceae. The record is from RefSeq and is a predicted model, not a curated record.
AUGCCUCCCACCAUGGAUCACGAAAAGCGCCGCCAACAGGCAGGCUACGAUGCCAUCGACCUGCCGCCGCCCGGUACCCAUGCCGCGCCUCGCUCCGGAGCAAAGGCCAGCUGGCGCUUCCUCGUCGCUGCACUGCUCUGCUUCACCUUGCUCACAUGGCAGUCGGACAGGGUAUGCAAGCACGACGGCAAUCACCACAGCCACCACGGAGGCGCACUCAAGCCAGAAGACCAGACCGACUUUACCAAGAGCGCUCGCGGUGAGAUCGACUGGUACGACUGCGGCGACAAGGACAAGUUCCCGCAUCCCUUCCAGUGCGGCCGCCUGAAGACGCCGCUCGACUACACCAACCCCUCCGACGAGCGCAACGCCUCAAUCGCCGUCGUCUUCUGGCCGGCCGGUGCCGGGAAGACACCCAAGCACGAUAUCCUGGGGUCCAUCCUCACCAACCCGGGUGGUCCGGGCGGUUCGGGCGUCGACUUCCUCACGCGCAAGCCAAAGGGCAAGCGCACCUCCCUCGGCGACCUAUACGACCGCGUCAUGCGCCGCCGCUACAACAUCGUCUCGUUUGACCCGCGCGGCAUCGAAAGGAGUUACCCGACCGUCGACUGCUACAACAGCACGCGCAACAGUCACCUCUCCCAGCUCCAGAUGUCAACGCUUGGCGUCGCGGGAGCUCGGCCCAACUCGCUCGAGUCCGAGUACGGCGCCCAGAUCUCUCGCGGCGAGUUUGGCUACAAGCUCUGCGCCAGCGACCCGGUCCGCAAGGAGCUGCUGCGACACGUCAGCACGGCCGCCGUCUCGCGCGACAUGCAGCUCCUCCACCGCGCCCUGGGCGACGACAAGAUCAACUACUGGGGCUUCAGCUACGGGACCGUCCUCGGCUCGACGUACGCCGACAUGUUCCCCGACGACGUCAAUCGCCUCAUCAUUGACGGCGUCGUCGACGUGCCCAACUACUACGCCGGCCUCUGGUCCGACGCCUUUGUCGACAUCGACGCCGAGUUCGACGCCUUCUUCGACGAGUGCGCGCGCGCCGGCGCCGAGGCGUGCAAGCUGGCCAGCCACGGCGGCGAUGGCAAGCAGCUGCGCCAAAAGUACCUGGCCAAGCUUGACGAGCUCAAGCUGCACCCGAUGCCUGCCUUUGACGCCAAGCACCCGCAGCUGCUCACCUACAGCCAGGUGUUUAGCGCCAUGUUCCACUCGCUCUACGUGCCCGCCCGCUGGCCCGAGCUGACGUCGCUCCUCGAUCAGAUCCUGCGCGGCAACCCGAGCCCCUUUGUCGACGUUUACGGCGACCAGCCCUACAACGCCUCGAGCGCUCCCCGGACACCGUGGGCGCAGGACGCCAUCGCGGCGGGCGACGUCGUCCAUCCGCCGGCCAACCACACCUGGUCGAUCGACGAGUACGCAGAGUGGCUGCGCUCGACCCUCUCCGACUCGAGCGAGAUGUUUGCGCCCAUGUUUGGCCAGAUCGCCCUCUCGGGCCUCGUGACGUGGAAGACACGCUCCGUCGACCGCCACUUUGGCAACUUUACCAGCACCACGUCGUUCCCGUUGCUCAUGCUCGGCAACGACUUUGACCCCGUCACGCCCGGCCGCAACGCCGACCUGAUGGCGUCCAAGUUUCCGCGCGCCGUCGCCGUCCAUCGCAGCGGCUACGGCCACUGCUCCCUCUCGAUGCCCUCGCGCUGCAUCGACAAGGUCGUGCGCGACUACUUUGUCCACGGCAUCGUGCCGGAAAAGGGGACGAGGUGCGAGACCGACCAGGACAAGCCCAUCUUCCCGCUGCCCGGCAAGGAGCGCGAGGUGCGGGCCAAGUCGAGCAGGCCCGAAGACGAGGACGAAGAGGAAGAAGCGCUCAAAGCACUGCAGGACAUCGGUGCCGCCGUGGCCGAGGUCAACAUGCGCCAUGGCCGCGUUGCCGGCCGUUGA